Messenger RNA from Anneissia japonica, 2584 nucleotides. RefSeq names its product proto-oncogene tyrosine-protein kinase receptor Ret-like. Gene Ontology annotation, cellular component: signaling receptor complex; axon. Gene Ontology annotation, molecular function: transmembrane receptor protein tyrosine kinase activity; ATP binding. Lineage: Eukaryota; Metazoa; Echinodermata; Crinoidea; Comatulida; Comatulidae. The transcript is spliced from 12 exons. Gene Ontology annotation, biological process: positive regulation of kinase activity; protein phosphorylation; multicellular organism development. The coding region runs from base 211 to 1560 and encodes 449 amino acids. The record is from RefSeq and is a predicted model, not a curated record.
GUUUAUAAACCAAAUAUCUCAACAUCCACAAAUGACGGUAGUAGCAGUAAUGACAAAGACUCGUCGAUUUGCGGAGUGCUUUGUCGUCUGUCCAUCAUAUUCGGGUGCCUAGUGUUCUGCUGCGUUGUGGUGCUUCUGAUUUGGCGAAGUGGCUGCAUUCGAUGCGUCCAUCGUGGGUUCCAUAAACUUCCCUUUGGAGCACAUGUCGACAUGCAAAUGACAGCGAUCAACGCCAAUUAUGCUCAAAAUGAAAUAUUCUACAGAGUGCAAGAUAUCCGACCAACAACUCAACAGUACAAAUUAGACUGUGAUCAGAAGUGGGAAUUUCCAAGGUGUAAUCUUUUAUUUCAAGGCAUUUUAGGUGAAGGUGAAUUUGGAACAGUUGUCAAAGCGCAGGCGCUGAAUAUUCGUGGACACACAGGCUAUAAAACGGUUGCUGUCAAAAUGUUAAAACCGUGUGCGUCUGACGUAGAUAUGCGUGACUUAGUAACAGAGCUGAACCUACUCAAGCAAGUAAACAAUCCAAAUGUUAUACGGUUGCUAGGCGCAUGCUCACAAAAAGGUCCAUUGCUGGUCAUAGUAGAAUAUUGUGAAAAUGGAUCGCUUCGCAAAUUUCUGAGAGAACAUCGAAAAAGACCAAUAUACAAUGACAACACACCGACACCGAAUUCAGAACGAUCUCUGCCGUACGACGACUUCGCAUAUCAUUCGAAACAUAACGAUUUAGGACCUCGGGAUCUACUGAGUUUUGCCUGGCAAAUUUGUAAAGGAAUGCAUUAUCUUUCAACGUUAAAGCUAGUACACAGGGAUCUUGCCGCCCGUAAUGUGUUGGUGGCUGAGGGUCUCGUUAUUAAGAUUUCAGAUUUUGGUCUCAUGAGAGAUAUAUAUGAAGCAGACGCAUAUAAAAGAACUAGCAAAGGUAGAAUUCCGGUAAAAUGGAUAGCAAUUGAAUCAUUGUAUGAUAACGUGUACACUGCAAAGAGUGACGUAUGGUCCUUUGCAAUACUUUUAUGGGAAAUUGUCACAAUGGGUGCUACUCCUUACCCAGGUGUGACGUCAGAGAGAUUAUAUAAUAUAUUAAAAACUGGUUAUAGAAUGAUAAAACCAGACGGUUGUUCUGAUGAAUUUACAGGUGCUACUCCUUACCCAGGUGUGACGUCAGAGAGAUUAUAUAAUAUAUUAAAAACUGGUUAUAGAAUGAUAAAACCAGACGGUUGUUCUGAUGAAUUGUAUGCUAUCAUGACAAAAUGUUGGAGUGAGAAACCAUCUGACAGGCCUUCAUUCCAAGAGUUAUGUGAAAUAUUCGAAUGCAUGCUCAAGCGAAACAUAGAAUAUCUGGAUCUAACGGAGUUGCAACAAAUUUCGCAAAACGAUGAGGAAGAAGAAGAUGAGUUGCCUGCGGUACAGAUGGUAAAAAUGCGACUACUAAACUCCAGUGAACAAAGUAGUUCAACCGCUGGCAACUCACGAGAUAAUUCAAGAACUGAAAAGCUGCCGGUACAUGCCUUAAAAAUAAAAAUCCAAGCGUCGUGUGAUGAGGAGAGUUACUUUGCAUGUUAAAGAUUGAAACUUCAAUACAAUUCUAUCCUUUGAGCAUUGUUUUACAUUGUAUUAUGUUAAACUUCACGUUGAAAUAUACAUCGUCUUACGUAACUGUUACGAUACCUAAACGUGGCAUUGAAAAAUAUAACGAAAGAAAUUUCACAAAAAAAAAUAACAGUAGUAUAUAUUGAACAAUAUUAAGAAAGAGCGAUAUUAAUAUACAUUUCACAAACGUAAAAAUUAUUAUAUCGUUUUCUGAUUAUGCAAAAAGACUGCAUAUACCGAUAGUUCAGAAGGAGUUGGGCAGUAGCGGGUGACUAGAAUGUAUGUAUUCUAAACAUGGUUGAACAGUUUGUAAGACAUCAACUAACACCAACUCAACUUCUUAAGCCCAACAAAAGACUACUCCGCCUGAUCUUUCAAUUGCAAGUGUUACUUAAGGUUAAGUGUGAAAGAAAUUUAGAAAAGAAUUGUAAGGAUUGAGUGUCAUAAGACAGUGUGAGGACAUUUUUUGUAUUAUUUUAUCGGUUUGAGAUUUUACACUGCCAAUAACAAAUAUUAACUGUCAAAAUUGUAAUUUGGUCAAUAUUGACGACGUAGUGCGCUGACAAUUCUGUCAGUGGAUCAUUUGAUGUUUGCACAAAAGUAGCUCAUUCUAUAAAAAUAAUAAAGGAUUAAGAGUUCAAUAAUGUUUACUCUUUAUCAACAGGUGUGUAAUAAUACAUGUAGGAUCAAUAUUAGAUAUGACAUCGUUUUGAGAGAAAACCACUCCUGUAUAGUGCAUAUUUUGAUUGCAUUCAUGUGUAUUGAUAACAACCUGUGUGUGCGUGCAUGUGCAAUAGUAUUUUGAGGUUGCUCAUGGCGUUCGGCCUAAAUAUGAUUUGUUAUAAUUAUCUUGUAAAUACAUUCCAGCAGCAUACUAUUUUUAGAGUAUAUUAUGUGGAAAAAUUUAAAAAAAAAACAUAUUACACAGGCCUAGGGCUACAUGUUUAUUUAAAUAAAUUAUUGAAAUGUAAAUAAAAGAAUUGAAUACAUUACAUUA